This is a messenger RNA of Octopus sinensis (East Asian common octopus), 2519 nucleotides long. Its product is annotated as probable beta-D-xylosidase 6. The record is from RefSeq and is a predicted model, not a curated record. Gene Ontology annotation, cellular component: plant-type cell wall. The coding region runs from base 109 to 2337 and encodes 742 amino acids. Lineage: Eukaryota; Metazoa; Mollusca; Cephalopoda; Octopoda; Octopodidae. The transcript is spliced from 12 exons. Gene Ontology annotation, molecular function: alpha-L-arabinofuranosidase activity; xylan 1,4-beta-xylosidase activity. Gene Ontology annotation, biological process: xylan catabolic process; arabinan catabolic process.
GUUUAAUGCCAAAGAAGUCUUUCUCCCCCGAAUGCAGUUUCAAAACAUGGGCAGAUAACUCUAUUUGGCGGAAAAUAAAUGUGACACAAACAGUGAGAGCUUUCAACGAUGCACACAGCAAGUGUUAUAAUCUCUGUAUUCAUCCUACUUUUGUUAGAUCCCAGUGGGAAAUAUCCCGUGCUGGCCGAACAUAAUGGAAUAUAUCCAUUCCAAAACACAUCCUUGAGUUUUUCCGCCCGGGUGGACGAUUUAGUCAGUCGCUUAACUAUAAAUGAAACUAUUUUGCAGCUUUCAAGGGGUGGGUCUGUGUAUCCGGGUCCUGCCAUUCCCAGACUUGGAAUAAAACCAUAUCAAUGGGACACGGAAUGUCUCCGUGGAGAUGCUGACGCAGGGCCGGCUACUUCUUUCCCUCAAGCCAUUGGACUGUCCGCAGCUUUUAACACCCAUUUGCUCUACGAUGUCGCUGAAGCUGUUGGCAGUGAAGUGCGGGCCAAACAUAUUGAUUACAUGCGGAAACAUCAGAUGGGUACACACACCGGGAUGAGUUGCUUUAGUCCCGUCAUCAACAUUGUCAGGCACCCACUGUGGGGAAGAACACAGGAAACCUAUGGUGAAGACCCCUACUUGACCAGCAGUUAUGCCACCAGCUACGUGCAAGGGCUUCAAGGCAAUCAUCCCCGUUACAUCAGGGCCAGUUCAGGUUGCAAACAUUUUGAUGCUUAUUCUGGACCAGAAAAUAUUCCUGUAUCUCGACUUGGAUUUAAUGCUAAAGUUCCAGAGCGAGAUCUUCGUCUUACUUACCUUCCUGCUUUCAAGAAGUGUGUUGAAGCUGGAACAUAUAACAUAAUGUGUAGCUACAACAGUGUAAACGGUGUCCCUGCAUGUGCCCACAAAAGAUUGUUGACUGAUAUUUUGCGUAAAGAAUGGGGUUUCAAGGGAUAUGUGAUCAGUGAUGAAGGUGCCAUUGAAUAUAUGUUGGUAUGGCAUAUGUAUAAAACGAGUCCUGUAGAGAUUGCUGCUGCCAGUAUUAAUGCUGGUUGUAACCUCGAGUUAUCACCAGCAUUAAAACAACCAUUCUAUUAUUACCUUGCUGAUGCUCUCAAACAAGGAUUGGUUACUAAGGAAACUUUAAUUGAAAGUGUCAAACCUCUCUUUUACACCCGAAUGAAGCUUGGAGAGUUUGACCCGCCAUCAAUGAAUCCUUAUUCCAGUUUAAAUCUCUCCAUCAUUCAGAGCCCUGAACACCGUCGUCUGUCUUUGAAAACUGCCAUGCAAACUUUUGUACUUUUAAAGAAUCCACACAACAUUUUACCUCUCAGAAGAAACUUCAAAAAAAUUGCAGUUGUUGGUCCAAUGGCUAACAAUACAAAUCAGCUGUUUGGUGAUUAUAGUGCAACAAUUGAUCCAAAAUAUACAACUACUCCCCUUCAAGGUUUACAGGCUUUAGCUGAGUCUGUUAACUAUGCAGCUGGUUGUAAAGAAAAUAAAUGCACUUCCUACAAUGCUUCUGAAAUUGAACAUGCAGUCUCAUCUUCAGAACUGGUUAUUGUUUGUCUUGGCACUGGUAAACAAAUGGAGCGAGAAGGAUGUGAUAGGAAAAACCUUGAUCUACCUGGAAAACAGUUGCAGUUGCUUCAAGAUGCUGUAAAAUUUGCCAAAUACUCUCAAAUUGUGGUGCUGUUAUUUAGUGCUGGACCCUUAGAUGUUUCUUGGGCUGAUAAAAGUCCCUUUGUAUCAGCCAUGAUUCAAUGUUUUUUUCCUGCACAAACCAGUGGACAAGCCAUUUACAACAUACUCACUCAUAAUGGAACAGAUUCUAAUCCAGCAGGACGCCUGUCAAUCACUUGGCCUGCGUCCAUGAAUCAAGUUCCUCCAAUGAUUAAUUAUUCCAUGGAUGGUAGAACUUACCGUUAUUUUAAUGGAGAACCAUUAUAUCCUUUCGGAUAUGGUCUUUCUUAUUCCGAGUUUUCUUACUCCCAGCUAAAUGUACCAGGAAAAGUUUCUGUUGGUAAUCCUAUCCAUUUAUCUGUCACCGUGGGCAACAAAGGACCAUUUGAUGGGGAUGAGGUUACCCAAAUUUAUAUUUGCUGGCUCAAUUCAUCUGUACCGAUGCCAAAGCUACAAUUAGCUGGAUUCAGUCGCAAUUUCAUCCCAGUUAAGAAACAAAUUGAAAUUAAUUUCAUUAUCGAACCAGAUCAAAUGGCAGUUUGGGACAGCAAAAGAGGAUUUGUCGUUGAAGAAGGUGAACUAAUUAUAUAUGCUGGAGGUCAACAACCAAAUACUGCCCGGAAAAUUAGUUCAAAUAUCCUCCAGAAAUCUGUACAGAUUGUUGCUUAGGGCUAAACUUCAGUUUUUAUCAUAUUUCAAGCAAAAUGUCAAAAGAUGGGCAAAAGAAGUAUUGCCGAAGAAAUCAUAUUUGCACAAUGUUCGAGUUUCUUUUCAUUAUAUUUGUUUACUUAUAAAAAAAAAAUAUGUAACAAUAUAUAUUUUUAUCAUUAAAUGCCUUAUAUUUUCUGUUA